ACGUUUGCGGUGGCUUUUUCUUUUGGUGCGCAGCUCGCGGGGAGAACAGCGACACGUGGGAUCGCUCCGUCUGCUCGAGCCGACAAACAACGUUUAUCAAGAUGGUGAAACUCGCCAAGGCAGGUAAAAAGCAAGGAAAACCUAAAAAGGCUGCCCAGCCACCACCCCCUGAAGAGUUUGAAGAGUCCACUUCGGGGGAGGAAAAUGAAGAGGAAUUGCCAGCACCCCCUGUUAAAAAGGUUAAGACUCCACAAUCUUCCAACAAAAAAAAUGGUAAAGCUGUAAAGAAAGAGAGUAGCGAGGAAGACUAUGUCGAGGAGGAAGAUGAGGACGAUGAUUCUGCAGAAGCAUCUGAAGAGAAACCUGUUCCUAAGCAUGCAGCUGUAAUGAUUAACAAAGCAAAGGAAGAGUCAGAUGAAGAUGAGGAUGAAUCUGGGGAAGAAGAGGCAAUGGAUGUUGCACCACCACCCAAGGCAAAUAAAGCUGGCAUGGUGAAAGCUCAGGAAGAUGAUGAGGAUGAAGAAGAUGAGGAUGAAGAUGAUGAAGAAGAAGAAGAAGAAGAUGAUGAUGAAGAUGAAGAUGAUAAAGAGGAUGAAGAAGAAGAAGAAGAAGUUGAGAUUGCUGUACCAACAAAAGCUGGAAAGAGAAAGAAAGUGGAACAGAAGUCAGUGACUCCAGCUAAGAAACAAAAGUCUGACAGUGAUGAAUCGUUCUCACUGUUUGUUGGAAACUUGAACUCUGAAAAGAAUUUUGAAGAACUAAAAAAAGCCCUGAAUGGUUUCUUCACCAAAAAGAAACUGUCAGUCAUUGAUGUCCGAAUUGGAUACACCAGGAAGUACGGUUACGUGGACUUCGAAACCAAAGAACAACUAGAAAAAGCAUUGAAAUUCAAUGGAAACAAAGUGCUGGGCCUUGCAGUCAAACUUGACAAAGCACGCAGUAAAGAAAGCAAUACAAGUGCCAAAAGAGAGAGAGACUGCAGGACGUUGUUUGUCAAAAAUCUCCCUUUCAAGAUAACACAAGAUGACCUGAAAGAGAUUUUUGAUAAUGCAAUUGAUAUUAGAAUUCCUGUUUCUCGUGAUGGUUCAAGUUCACGUGGCAUUGCAUACAUCGAAUUUGAAAGUGAAGCUGCGGCAAAUUCAGCAUUGGAAGAGAAACAAGGCACUGAUGUUGAUGGUAGGGCCAUCGUUAUUGAUUUCACUGGGGACAAGAGUAUAUUAAAUGUGAAGGCUGGACAAACACAACCAAAUUCUGAUACACUCGUUGUAAAUAACUUGGCGUAUUCUGCAACAGAAGAUACCCUCCAGAAUAUUUUUGAAAAAGCAUCAUCAAUCAAAAUUCUAGAAAAGAAUGGCAAACCAGUAGGGAUUGCAUUUGUUAAAUUUGAUUCCAUUGAGGAUGCUAAAGAAGCUCUGGAGAAUCAUAGCAAUACAGAAAUAGAGGGGAGAGCCGUGAGAUUGGAUUUCAGCAGUCAAAGGCACAGGAGUGGGGAUGGUCCUAGCAAGACAUUGUUUGUUCGUGGCCUUUCUGAUGAGACAACUGAAGAAACUUUAAAAGAAGCUUUUGAGGGUGCUGAGAAUGCUAGAAUUGCAGUAGACAGGGAAUCUGGAAGAUCAAAAGGUUUUGGCUUUGUGGACUUCCCAUCAGAAGAAGAUGCAAAAUUAGCUAAGGAUGCGAUGGAAGAUGGAGAAAUUGAUGGAUGCAAAAUUAUGCUUGACUUUGCUCGACCAAAGGGUGACAACCAACGAGGUGGUCGGGGUGGUAGAGGUGGUGGAGGAUUUGGAAGAGGUCGAAGAGGUCGUGGCGGAUUUAGUGGCAGAGGUCGUGGUGGCCGAGGCGGUGGUCGGGGUGGAUUUGGAGGAUUCAGAGGUGGAAAGGUUACUCCUCAAGGAAAGAAAACUAAAUUUGAUUAGUGGGGCCAGUAAGACUGCUUUACCUUGUUGUGUUCAGACAGAGCCUCUGAUUGCCUCAUAGUUGGGACAUUCCACGAUUCUGCAUGGACUGACUGGCUGUGCAAAUUGGAGUCUGGUGGGAGCUCCUUAAGUUUCUGAAUGGACUUACAAUUAAGUAAAGACAGAAAUUGUUGGUAUAUCUUUGUGCAUUUUGUCAAAUUUAAGUUUCCUGUUUUACCAAUGUGUAAAUGUAUUGCUCUUUGAUUUUUUUUUUAGUUACAAUGUAAAUCCAAAAAUAAUGUUUUAGAAUGUUGUGCUUGACAUACUGUCUACUGGAUUAAAAGGACCUUAUUUCACA
Messenger RNA from Chiloscyllium plagiosum (whitespotted bambooshark), 2250 nucleotides. RefSeq names its product nucleolin multifunctional protein (gene nucleolin). The record is from RefSeq and is a predicted model, not a curated record. Gene Ontology annotation, molecular function: RNA binding. NCBI's taxonomy places the organism in Eukaryota, Metazoa, Chordata, Chondrichthyes, Orectolobiformes, Hemiscylliidae.